AUGGAUUCUCUUGAAUACACCACAAUGCAACCAUUACAAACCUCUCUACUCUGUUUAAAAGGGUGUGUUCGCAUUAUUGAUGUCCACAAAGUUGGAUCAGAGAUUGAGAGGAUCUCAUCCAACAUUGAUACUUGGACUUCACAGUUAGAAGCACUUGGAGUACACAGAUCAAUACAAAAAGCAGAUGAAGCUUCUUCAAGCAGCUAUGUCCAACAGCAAAGACAGUUGAGGCAAGCUUAUUCUUUUGUUGAAGACAAUGUUGUUGUUGGAUUUGAUAAGGACAUUGAAGAGUUGGUUGCCCUUUUGACUGAAGAAGAGAAUUCUCAUAAGCAUAAGGUGGUUUCGAUAUGCGGGAUGGGUGGUUUGGGGAAGACUACUCUUGCAAGAAAGGUUUAUCAGCAUUCUCAAGUCAGGACUCACUUUGAUUGUUAUGCUUGGGCCUCAAUAUCUCAGCAAUGUAAUACAAGCAAUGUCUUCAAAGGAAUUCACUUUUCUCUCACUUCUCCUACAGAUGAACAAAAAAUUCACAUAAAAAACUCAAGUGAUGUUGAAUUAGCAAGGGAGCUUUUCAACUUUCAGAAACAGAAAAAAUGUUUGGUGGUUCUUGAUGAUAUAUGGACCACAACAACAUGGGAUCUUCUAAAGCAUGCAUUCCCUACUCAAGGAGAAACGCAUAGCAAGAUCUUACUCACUACUCGGAACAAGGAUGUAGCUUUGCAUGCCGAUCAACACGGUUUCAUCCAUGAACCUCGUUUGCUCAAUGAAGAGGAAAGCUGGGAGCUGUUUCAUAAAAAGUACUUCUGUGUUGAAGCAGAUCCAUCAAACUCAAAUGAUGAUGAAGAAAGGAAAAAAGAACUUGCAGUAGAGAUGCUUAGAAAGUGCUCUGGUCUGCCAUUAGCCAUCAUUGUGCUCGCUGGGCUUUUAUCUACGAAAAAGAAACACACCAUAUAUGAUUGGGAGCAACUGAAAGCAAAUGUAAUUCGCUGGAUAGGUGAAGGUGGUCAACAACAUGAUGACAACUCAAAAUACAUUAGUGUUCGGGCGGUGUUAGGUUUAAGUUACAGUGAGUUGCCAUCUCAUUUGAAGCCUUGUUUUUUGUACUUGGCUCGUUAUGCUGAAGAUGUCCCGAUAAGAGUAAAAGAUUUAUGUCAUAUACUUAUAGCAGAAGGUUUAAUAUCGCGAAGAAGAGGUUAUGUGGAAACUUGGGAGGAAGUGGCACAUGAUUGGUUGUGUGAGUUGGUAGAGAGGAGUAUGAUUCAGGUGAAAGAAAUGAGUUCAAGAGGAGGAAGGAUAAAAUCAUUUUGCAUUCAUGAUCUCAUGCGAGACUUGUGUGUGUCUAAAGCCCAAGAAGAAAACUUUCUACAUUUUACUGAUUGGCAGAAUAAAUGGGAAGAGCCAAUAAAAACAAAGGUACGAAGAGUUGCCAUCUAUGAUAAUGGAAAGACUGUUAGUAGUGAUUUUAUUCAUAUGGUUGGAAAUAUAGAUGCCUCUCUCAGGUGCUUUGCUGUAGAUGGUGGAGGAAAUGAGUAUAAUGAAAAAAGAGUAUUGAGACAUGCAUGCAAUCACUUUUUGAAACUUAGAGUUUUGAUUAUUGGUUAUAAUUCCAUUUAUACUUUGAAGUUGCCUAAAGAAAUUGAGAAUAUGAUCCAUUUAAGGUUAUUAAGUAUUCCUAAUUGGCCGAUUGAAAAGAUUCCAUCUUCUUUUGGGAAUUUAAGAUGCCUGCAGAGUUUGAGAGUAAGGAGCAAGAGUGAUAAAAUACCAAGUUCAAUGUACAAGUUGGAGCAACUGAGGCAUCUAUAUCUUAUCACUGUAGAUGGUAAGGGCAUAGAAUUUGGUAAAUUCUUGAGGUCAACUAAGUCUAGAAAUUUACAAACAUUGGUAAGUAUUCGUACCAACGAUCUUGUAGGGAGUGAUCUUCUACAGUUAAAGAGUCUCAAGAAAUUAGAAAUUUGUGUGAAUGGAAAUUUUGAGACAUUCUUACACAUUCCCCAAUCUUUCACAUUCUCUCGUCUUUGUUCUUUAAAAGUAGAGAGUUCAAAUCGUUACACCGCCAUAGAUGUAGUUCCUUUGAUAUUAAGCUGUCCUCAUAUAUAUAAGCUUAGAUUGUACUCGGCUAUAUUAAGGUUACCACAAGUCAACCUAUUCUCCCCAAAUCUCAUAAAGUUACAGUUGAAAUUUCUCAGACUUGAGGAUGAUCCAAUGCUAACAUUAGGAAAGCUACCAAAAUUAAGAGUCCUUGUGAUUGGCUAUGAUAGCUUUAUGGGGGAAGAGAUGGUGUGCUCAAGAGGAGGUUUCCCUCGACUUGAAUCUCUUGAGCUUAGUGUUCUACAUAACUUGAAAGAGUGGAAAGUGGAGGAGAGUGCAUUGGCUACACUUGCCGAUUUGCGUAUUCAUGGAUGUAGGGGAUUGAGGAGUGUUCCAGAUGGAAUAAGAAACAUUGUUACACUCAAUGAGAUAAAGAUAAAUAAUAUGCCUAAGAAAUUCAAAGAAAGGAUGGAAGAAGGAGGAGACGAUUUCCACAAAGUCAUGCACGUGCCAUCACGUGUAUUCAUCAAUUGUGUUAGAGAUUGGCCUGAUGACUAUAAAUGAAUUUAAGUGGGAGAAUGUCAUUAUCAAGAUUUGGAGGAUGUGUUUGCCACUGCCAAUCACCAAUGUCUGUUUAUUCAAUAAUUAAUAUUUGGAAUAUAUAAUGUGUAAUAUUCGAAUUGUGUUGUUGUGUUUUAAUUCUUAAAUAUUUAUACACUCUUUGGAGCACUUAAACUACACACACUUUACUAUACAAGGCACUUGGUUUUGGAACACUCAGUUAUUGGAUGCACAACUUGAGAACCCAAGGUCCCCAUUACUUUUAUUGUAAUGGAUUUGGCCUAAAAUAAUAGAUUUAUUUAGUUAUUCUCUAGAAAAUUCUAGAGAGAUUGUGAUGAUUCUUCAAUAUAUAUAGGCAUCAUUGACACUAACCGUCAUUAACAAACUCUAAGAUGAAUACGCCUAGCUAGAAGAUUCAACUAACUGAUAUGACACCUAAACUAAGCCUAGAGUACAAGUGCGUAAGACAUUGCUUACAUGGACAUACAGGUGGACACAUUACUUACAAACCACAAUUUCUAACAAUUCUCCACCCUUGAUUAGCAAUGUGUAGGUACCAAUUGAGUUCUAAGUGUUGGAAACAUUAAGGAGUUUGAGACAGUGAUCAAAAUUUGUUAUCAGCAGUGAUUUUGUUAACAUAUUUGCUGCACUCUCCUUUGUUGAUAUCUUGAUUAGUUUGGACAGAACAUCUUGAAUGAAAUAUAGACAACGUU
Messenger RNA from Cannabis sativa, 3299 nucleotides. RefSeq names its product putative disease resistance protein At1g50180. NCBI's taxonomy places the organism in Eukaryota, Viridiplantae, Streptophyta, Magnoliopsida, Rosales, Cannabaceae. The record is from RefSeq and is a predicted model, not a curated record. Gene Ontology annotation, biological process: defense response to other organism. Bases 1 to 2589 code for a protein of 862 amino acids. Gene Ontology annotation, molecular function: ADP binding. The transcript has 4 exons.